Hemiscyllium ocellatum (epaulette shark) is the source of this 5962-nucleotide messenger RNA. It is a transcript of the gene sema3ab, whose product is annotated as sema domain, immunoglobulin domain (Ig), short basic domain, secreted, (semaphorin) 3Ab. Bases 356 to 2719 code for a protein of 787 amino acids. Gene Ontology annotation, molecular function: neuropilin binding; chemorepellent activity; semaphorin receptor binding. NCBI's taxonomy places the organism in Eukaryota, Metazoa, Chordata, Chondrichthyes, Orectolobiformes, Hemiscylliidae. The record is from RefSeq and is a predicted model, not a curated record. The transcript has 17 exons. Gene Ontology annotation, biological process: motor neuron axon guidance; semaphorin-plexin signaling pathway; negative regulation of axon extension involved in axon guidance.
AUUAGUCAAAGCUAGCAGCUAAAAAGGAGCACAGUAAAUAAAAGGGCACUCUACAAGAACAGUGCUGCCGUUUUCAAAAGCUUCAUGUUCCCACAGAAAAGGCUUCAGUUGUACCUCACAAUCUCGCAUCAAGCUGAGCGUGGUCAUCAACCUGGGGGUGUAAAACAUUAUUCCACUUGACUGGUGGAAUGAGCAGUUGUUGGAAGAAAGAUCUUGUGGUAGAGGCUGGCUCAGUCAUUUGUACCACGCUGACACUGUUCACCUGUCACCUGCAGGUUCUACGCUUCCCCUGACUGUGUGAGGUUUGUAAUCGAGAAACGUUGUACUCAAGCUUCACUGGAAGAAACUGCAAACCAUGGGCUGGUUCACCGGGAAUCUAGCGCUCUGUUCCAGCUUGCUGCUUUUAGCUGCAGUGAACUGUCAAAGAGGGAAGAACAAUGUUCCAAGAUUGAAGCUCUCCCACAAAGAAAUGAUGGAAUUAAACAGCGUUGUCACUUUUGUUGGAAUUGCAAACAGCUCUGGUUACCAGACGUUCUUGUUGGAUGAGGAGAAAGGCAGACUCUUUGUCGGGGCCAAAGAUCAUAUAUUUUCAUUCAAUCUGAUCAACAUAAACAAGGGUGUUUCGAAGAUUGUGUGGCCUCCAACACCCACCAGAAGAGAUGAAUGCAAAUGGGCAGGAAAGGAUCUUGUGAAAGAAUGUGCAAACUUCAUCCGGGUUCUGCAGCAUUAUAACCAAAGCCACCUGUACGCCUGUGGAACUGGAGCCUUUCACCCAGUCUGUGCCUACAUUGAAGUUGGUCAUCGACCUGAGGAAAAUGUAUUCAGGCUCGUGACAUCACACUUUGAGAAUGGACGAGGUAAAAGCCCCUAUGACCCGAGGCUGCUGACUACUUCCAUUUUAAUUGAUGGAGAGCUAUAUUCUGGUACUGCAGCAGAUUUCAUGGGCAGGGAUUUUGCAAUUUUCCGCACUUUGGGACAUCAUCACCCGAUAAGGACUGAGCAACAUGAUUCCCGGUGGCUGAAUGAACCAAAAUUCAUUGGUGCCCACUUGAUACCAGAGAGUGACAAUCCAGAAGAUGAUAAGAUAUAUUUCUUUUUUCGAGAAAAUGCUUUGGAUGGAGAGUAUUCAGGGAAAGCGACUCAUGCCCGGAUAGGACAAGUGUGCAAGAAUGACUUUGGAGGCCAUCGAAGCCUUGUCAAUAAAUGGGUGACUUUUCUUAAAGCCCGCCUGAUCUGUGCAGUACCAGGACCAAAUGGCAUCGACACACAUUUUGAUGAAUUAGAGGAUAUUUACAUCAUGAAAUCUAAAGAUCCCAAGAAUCCUUUCAUCUAUGGCAUCUUUACAACUUCCAGCAACAUCUUUAAAGGGUCAGCUGUGUGUAUGUACAGUAUGUCUGAUGUAAGGAGGGUCUUCCUGGGGCCAUAUGCCCACAGAGAAGGCCCAAGUUAUCAGUGGGUGCCUUUCCAAGGACGGGUUCCUUACCCACGCCCAGGAACAUGUCCUAGCAAAACAUUUGGAGGACUUGAAUCAACAAAGGACUUUCCUGAUGACGUAAUCACAUUUGCCAGAAGUCACCCAGCCAUGUACAACCCAGUGUUGCCCAUCAAUAAUCGCCCAAUUGUCAUCAAGACGGAUGUAGAUUAUCAAUUCACACAGAUAGUUGUUGAUCGAGUGGAAGCUGAAGAUGGACAGUAUGAUGUCAUGUUCAUUGGAACAGAUGUGGGGACAGUUUUGAAGGUGGUUUCUAUUCCCCGGGAGACCUGGCACGACCUUGAGGAGGUGUUACUUGAGGAAUUAGCAGUGCUGAGGGAGCCAACACCUAUCACAACACUGAAAAUUUCUACAAAACAGCAACAACUGUACGUUGGCUCUGCGCUCGGAGUCUCCCAGCUCCCAUUACAUCGAUGUGAUGUUUAUGGAAAGGCAUGUGCAGAGUGCUGCCUCGCUCGGGACCCCUACUGCGCCUGGGAUGGCUUCUCAUGUUCCAGAUAUUUCCCCACUGCCAAAAGGCGUACCAGAAGGCAAGACAUCAGGAACGGUGACCCUCUCACCCAGUGUUCUGAUCAACAUCACAAUGACAAUUUGCAUGAGCAUGAGAACAUGGAGGAAAAGAUUAUCUAUGGAGUGGAGAACAGCACCACCUUUCUAGAGUGUGUUCCAAAAUCACAGCGGGCGCUGGCAUACUGGCAGUUUCAUAGACCAAAUGAGGACCAUAAAGAAGAGGUCCUUAUUAAUAUUCAGUGUGAUAUUCUCCCUCUGCUACAGAUCAAAGUAAAUGACCGAGUCAUCAAGACAGAACAAGGGUUGUUAUUACGUAGCAUCCAGAGAAAAGAUGCUGGGAUCUAUAUUUGCCAGACUGUGGAGCAUGGCUUCAUGCAGACAGUACUGAAGGUGACACUAGAAAUUAUUGACACUGAGCAUUUGGAGGAACUUCUGCACAAAGAGGUUGAUGAUAAUCUGAGGCCCAAGGAGAGUCACAGCAUCAUUGCUCCAAACCAGAAGCUUUGGUACAGGGACUUCAUGCAGCUCAUAAACCAUCCUAACCUCAACACCAUGGAUGAAUUUUGUGAACAGGUAUGGCGGCGUGAGCGUCGCCAGAGGAAACAGAGACCAGCACAUCCGCCUGUAAACACCAACAAAUGGAAACACUUACAGGAAAACAAGAAAGGUAGAAAUAGGAGGACCCAUGAGUCAGAGAGACCACCAAGAAGUGUUUAACAAUAUACAACUUAAUUCAAACAAAAUGCAAUACAUACAUUAACGACUUCAUUGCAUUAUGUUGAUGUUUACAAGUAUAUGGGCUGCUCACCAGAUACACAACUGCCACCCAUUGUCUUUUCAUCCUCUUCAUUAUUUUUGUCAAUGCAGCAUGGUGACUGGAAUGUGUUUUAUAGUUGGACUGGACUUGCUGUUUCAACAUUACACUAAUUCAAACCCCCUCCCCUCCCCACCCCAAAGGAACUCAAUGUUUGUUGAUGCCAGGAUGUGUUAUAAACUGGCUCUUCUAUCAGUUUUUAUGUGUGACGAUCACUGAAUUGCAGAUCAGAUGCAGAAAUCUAAGAUUGAUUUGUGAUUCUUUUACCUGCUUGCUGUUGGUUCAGGAAUGCAGAUUACACUGGUGAUGCUCUUGGCAUAAGUGAACUGACAGAGUUGACCAGAGAGCUUGUGAAGCGCCGCAUGUCUAUUCAGCUGGCUGUAUAUAGUUCCCACUUUGAACAAAAGACAAUGGACAUGCAGUUCAGACAAACAAGUCUACUGAUCGGAAGUGGAAUCGAAGUCAUGUGAGUGGGCAGGUUUUAGAUUCACUAAACUGACUAAGUUGACUGGAAUGUUUGCAGAUAGCACAGCCUGAGGAGUCGGGAGUGGUGCCAUUCUAAUUCAGUCUAAGGCAAGAACCCACAAGCAAACCUUUACCAAGUGUCAAUGCAUUGAAUUAUUACUUAAUGAUUCAUGAGAAUUAAGGUGCUGUUCAGUUGUGAAGUAAAAGGCAAAUGCCCUUUUGAAUUUGAAAAGAACUUCAAAAUGUUUACUCAGGCAUGUCAAAAGACAUUUACAAUGUGUCCUGGUGAUGAUGCAUUUUAUAGAAAGUAGAUUUAAAGAAGGGUUUAGGAAUGGAACCAACCAGUAAUGUAUUUUCUUCUAUGAAAGAAAAUAUUUAGCUUCAGUGAUGGUCAAAUCAGUUAAUGUUGGUGAGUAAUGUCAUUCUGGGAGUGGAAGCUCUGAUUGUCACUUGGUUUGAGUCCAGUUAGUAAUAAAAAACAAUCACUAGUUAAAUCUUCCAGAAAUAAUAUGGGGAACACUGUGCACCUUCAACAAUAACCCUUUGCUAAGCUUACAGAAUGAAGGACCAAAUCAAAAUUCAAGUUGAUCCCAGUGAUGGGUUAAAAUAACAAUUGCAUAGCUGGUUGUGGGAUGUGUAAUAUUCUUUUUGCUAAGUCUUCUAAACUUCAGAAAGACAAAUGUACUUCAAAAACAGGAGAGAUUGCAAAGCCCCAAGCUCCAUGUAUGAAUAAUCAUUGCAUUGAAAAAAAUACUUUCAGCAAUGGAGAGGAGAUGGUCAACUGUACUUGUCAGUAAACAAUACAUAUUACAUUUGAGAGAUAUUAUUUGAAAUAAAAAUGACAAAAGUUGCCGUAACUUAACUGUUUAGGACUUUUCUUUUUGACCUGCACAGGUUACAUUUAGUAUCCUUUUAAAACUAGUGCAUAACAGUUCAAGUAUUUGACUGUUCCACAUUAAGGUUGAGGGCCCAGGAUUAUCCAUCACUUAAUUCACUUACUACCUCAGUUGUAUAAGAGAUUUUGGUCAUUUGCCAGUCAUUUAACUAGAGGAUUACAUGGAAGCAAGCCUCUCUCCAUCUCACCUUUUUGCUUUCCCAAGGAAUAGGGAAGGAUGAAAACAAAGGUGUUGCUUGUGUCAUUCAUUUCAAGGUAGGCGUUAGUGCAGUAACAUAGCAGCAGACUCUUGGAAAUCAAAGGAAUAGAUUGUAUCUCGGGGCAGUUAAGGAAGGGUGACAAUGCAAGCCUCGCUAGUGACACAUACCUCCAAUUAAAAAAUAAAAAGAACUUCCGUUGCCUGGAAGAUGUAUAAUUUCCUGAAAAUGGAGGCUGAGGAGGGGGAAACGAGACCACAAGAAAGCAUUUCAACACAAUCUCAAAAACAGAAGAGGUGCCACUGAAAGCCACUGCAAAAGUAGUUCACUUUAACAUUGUUCAAGAAGACAAAGUGGUUUCCAGAGCUCAAAGCUGUUUAAAAUAGCUUUCAUCACCUUCUGAGUUUUAUUUGAGAAUUACCCAUUCAGAAGGUGGACAAUCUACCUGGAGGGGUUGGAUAUUCAUCUUUCUCCUCAAAACAACAAGCAAUACUGAGGCCUGUUAACCAGCGUCUUUCCUCCCAGCGCCAGGUUGCUAAUGCUCUGCAUAAGCUUCUGAAGUAUUCAGAUCACCACUGUAUUCUUCACUUUUAAUAGAUAUUAGCCAGAGCAAAAACUUGUCAGGUUCAUUGGCAGAAUUGAAAUUGUUCUGGAAUGUUCCAAAAUGUCAAUGUCAGCUCAAAUACUUUCUUUAUCUUUAACUAGUUUGCUUCAUUUUAACAAUGUUCGUGUUAGAUUUAUUUUGUCCUUUUGCAGCAAAUGAUAUAUUACUGUGGAGAGAUACCAUGGGCUAGAUAAUAUCAUUCUUACAAUCCCUUCUCUGAUGUACCACAGCUUUGUACUUGGGUGACAAUAAUGAAUUAACCCUGAAAGGAAGGGCAGUGAGAAUUAAAUCUUUCUGAUGGGACUAAACGUAAAUCCAACAAUCCUGCAACAAUGCCAGUCAGAGAAAGCGUGUUAAUGACAUGCCAACAAUCAAUGGGCUGAUAUUCUAGUGCAGCAAUAGUUUCAUGAUAAUAAAUUAUUGUUUAAAGGAAAGGUUUAUAGACCACAAACAACGAGACAGAUAUCAGGCUACUUCGUGUGAUUUUGAUGUGCUUUGGUUGCAGGAAGAAUUCAUAGUUUUAUGGUCUAUUAAAAGGUACUGUGUAAAAAAUGAUGCAUGUGAACGUGCUUUAUAUAUUGGUUUCCUCUAGUAAACUAUAUUAGACAGUGAUCUUUAUAUUAUUUAGCAAUUAGCAAUGGUCUGUGUUAAAUAGUUCACCAUUUUGCUUAUCCACUUACCAAGACUGGUGUAUAUAUAUUUUUGUUAGACAAGAGGAACAAUAUUAUGUUUUAUUGCAAUGGUGAUAGUUAGUUUUCACAUGUAUGUACCAGCUAUAUAGUGUCUAUAUAACCAGCCCAGGUGAAAUGCAAAAGGCUAUUUAUUUGGCUAUUCCUGAAGCAAGAAAUGUAAACUUCACAAUUAUUCAAAGCAUGUGUAUCUGGUAGAUAGUUGAUGAGUUUUUAUUUCUCUAUUUGUCACUGCAUUUCUAAGGGGUACCAUAAAACUGGAAAGGAAUAUUAUGAAAAUGCUGCUGUAAAUUAUU